Messenger RNA from Paramecium pentaurelia, 1644 nucleotides. The record is from the annotation of a GenBank genome assembly. Lineage: Eukaryota; Ciliophora; Oligohymenophorea; Peniculida; Parameciidae.
AUGAAAUUAGCUGCUAAAUUCACCAUAUCUUUGAAUACCAUCCCUUUCACUGAUUGUAUUUCAGCUAUCUCCUAUUUGAAACACCUUCUUCAAAAUCAAUAACAAUUCGACAAAACACUUAUACACUAAUCUCUUACUGAAAAUCAGAAUCAAAUUAUUAGUAUGUUCAAAUAGGAUUCCUACUAAUUAGUUUAAUUUGUCAAAUAUGCCCAACAUAUCACAUAAGAUCCCCUUGAUUCUUACUAAAAUUACUUAAAUGAUGUUGUUUAAAAAAGGUUUCCCUCAAAACCCUUUUUGCUUAAAUGUCUUUAAUUGAAUUCUCAAUGUAAUCUAGAGAUCCUCCAAACUAUGCCUAAUAGUGCUAUUGAUACACUUCCACAUUCAGUACUUAAUAAAAUCAUCAAAUCACAUUAAUUAGAUUACAAAGAAUCAACCACUGUCUUACAUUUCUUACAUAACAAAAAGCUAUUAAAAUAACUGCUUUAAUGCAUUUGGGUUCAAAAUUAUAUUCAACUUUCUAAAUUUGGUUUGCAAGAUUACAACCUUAAGAAUUUAGCAUUAUUAAGUCGAAUUUAUGCAGAUAUUGGAACUAAUUAUUUGAAUUAAGUUGCCAAUUCAGUUGAAAAGAUGGAUUUAACUUCUGAUCAAUCGAAUCAAUUGUCCCUUAUUACUCUCUAUCAAAAUUUAAGCCUUCUUAGAAACAAACAAGAACUAUUAAAAAAGAUAGCCAAUCUUAUUAUUAUAAAUGAUAAAGUUGAAUUAUAGGAUUUAAUGUAAUUGUUGAUUGGAGUCUCUUAAUCAAAAGAUGAUCAAUUGGCAUAGAGACUUUUCUUUGUCUUAAGAAAAUUAACUAUUAAAGAAGAAAAUCUUUCAUUAUUUUAUCUAUGUGGAACUUAUUUUAAAUCAAUUGAAGCCACACGUAUUCAUUAGGAAUUUAAAUAAGGAUAUUUAGUUAAAAUACUUCUAAUGAUGACUCCUAAAUAAAUGGGAGAAUUUUGUGUCAAUCUAUUUAGAAAUUAUCAAAUAAACUUAUGUGAAUUUAUAACAUAGAAUAAAUAAAUAAUUCAUCCUUAAAACAUUGUUAAUUUAAUUUCAAUAAACAAUGAUAAUCUCUUAGAAUUAGAUUCAUUAAUUGAAGAAUACUUAAAAAAUAGGUUAAUAGAUAUUCCAGGAGUCAUGAAAUUAGCAACCUAUUAACAAUUCUAAAAAACUAUAUCUACUUCCAUAAUUGAUUAUCAAUAUUAUGACAUUGCUUUUAACGUCAAGGAAUUAGCAGCUGUAUUAUUAUAAAUAGAUAAAUAUUUAUCCAAUCUUGGAAAAUUAGUGGAAUUAAGUCUUUAAGCAGUUAGUAAUGAUAUGUCAAGUGCUUAAGGCUUAGCAAAUAUAAUAUAUUUAGCAUCUAAAAAGGAUGCUAAUUAAGAUAUUACAUUAUCUGUAAAGAUAAUCAAAAAAAUCAUAGAUGAUUGUGAUCCAAUUGAACUUUUAAAUUUUUUAAGAGUACUUGAAAAAAAUAGAUCGUUAUUUGAUUAACUAAAAAUGAAAAUUAUUGAUUAAAUAAACAAGAAGGUAGAUUCUAAAAAUAGAUAAAGAGUUGAAAAACAUAUUCAAAGAUUACCUAAACAUAUGCAUUUCUAUUUACAAUGA